CUCGGGCCCCGCUAGAGCGCACGGGCGAAGAACACCCCCAACCCAGGGUCCUCGAGGCAAGAGUGGCAGCUCGAUCUCGGCGACCGUGUCCACUCACAACUGCAGCACCACCCCGGCUCGGAGCCCAGUGUAUGUGUCAGGGAGACCCGACGGGGGAGGCCAGGCGAGAACGAAUGGCCAUCUACCGAACGCGGGCACUUGGAAGGUUGGCCCCGGGCUUCCAAGCAAGAGGAAGCGUCCGCGGGAUUGUGCGGUGUCACCCGACGUGCCCCGCGCUCAGACCAAGCGAGGCGCGGGCGCCGGACUCAGUCCCGCCGCACAGCCGCAGGCGACCCGCCGCGCUGGCUGCUACCGGUCCCGGAGCCUGCGGGCGCUACCAGGGCGAGCUCCGGACGCCUUGGCCGAGGGGCGCGCCCUGCUGGCUGUCGCGCGAUUCCAUUGGGUCGCAAGGUCGGAGGCGGGGCCUCCGCUGCCAGCCGCGCCUCCAGCAUGCUGGAUACUGGCUACUGGCUCGGGGCUCAGUCCUCGGACACGACGUAGCUAGCCCGCGGCGUCUGAGCCGCAGCUGGGACGUGGCGCGGAGCGGAGCGUCCGGGAGCAGCUGGAGGCGGGCUGCCGGGAGGAGGUGGCCCUUGCCGGCGAGUUCAGCGUGAGCGGGCGAGAGCGGACCGCCAGACGGUGCGCUUCGGCUCCUAGUCCUGGACUGUCUGGAGGUCUGCCCUCCCGCUGUCUCCCGGCCUCGGGGUAAGUUGUUCUCUCUCCAGCACGGCUCUGUCACUCUCUCCCCUGUCUCUGUCUUCGCCCUCCGCCUGCAGGGCCCCAGAAAGCGAAUCCACUAACUGCCUGGCUGGACCGCGCCCAUCCCAGCCCUGGCUCCCCUGACCGCGUCUCGCUCCGGAACCGCGCACAGUCGUGGCUUCCGUGACCUCGUCCCGCUCCAGAACCGCGUACGGCCCUGGCUCUCAUGACCAGGUCCCGCUCCGGAGCCGCGCACACCCCCUGAUUCUCGUGACCUCGUCCGGCUCCGGAACCGCGCACACCGCUGCCUCCCGAGACCUCGUCCCACUCCGGAACCGCGCACACCCCUGCCUCCCAUGACCGCAUCCCGCUCCGGAACCGCGCACACUCCGGGGUCCCGUGACCUCGUCCCACUGCGGGGCUGGGCAGCAGCAGAAGACGGCGCAGCAAGGGAAGGCAGGCGCAGGCUCAAGCUGGAAGCUGAUCACCAGGGCCUCUCUGGGAAGGAAACGGCUGGGGGAAGAGGAGCGCAGAGGCCCCGCUGAGGCGGGUGUGGUCGCCGCGCUCUGAUAGACGCUGUGGCCUCGGGUGCUUCACGUGGCCCCUCUGGCGUUGGUUUCUCGGGUGAAAUGCGGCCCUUGCCGACUAAAGUGGCGUGAGGAACUGGUGUAGGUUAAAAGAACGCCUAGCACAUCUUGAGCGCUCACUUUGUAGGCGUCUUUGUCACUAGUUAUAAACACUCUCAACAUUACAGGGGGGAGGUGCAAGCCGUGCGUAGGGAACGGUAAUGCAGCAUCGUAGGCAUUUGGUAGGUGUUACUUAUCACCGUCUGAUUAUGAGUAGCUGAGGAGGAUAGUAAUACAGUCGCCACUAAUAACGAUCUAACAGUAACAAGGUAUCUGUAAUAUUUUGUUACAUAAGUAAUGUUAUACGUUAUAAUUCAUAUACAGUGUAUAUUGUUAUAUGUAUCAUAUAUCAUGCUUGUUAAAUACAUACUACGUUAUAGUUAUUGUUUGCAAUACAAUACAAUUGGGUGUAUAGGGUAGAUGCAGAGAGGUCUGAAUGCCACCCUCAUUGUACCGCUUCCUGGGGCGGGGUGGGGGUGGGGGGGAACUUUUGCCAAGUCACUCAACCAUGUGGUGGUGCCUCAGCUUUCUUACCUACGCAGUGGGGACAUCAAUAAUAGUACCCACUUGGGGAAGACCUGGCGAUGACUCAAUGCCAUUGGCACAGAGAAGGCGCGUGGUCACUACCAUUAGCAGGGCACCAUGCUUUCCGGAAAAGUCUGCAUUCGCCUCUCACAGGCCACGUGCUUUGUGUCCCUACAAGCCACUCUGUGCCCCAGGACUUUGAUCUGGUUCCUCUUUUCCUUCUCCCUCCCCUGGUCUGCUUGGUGUGCCUCCCAACCAGGACAUCCAGGCCUGCUUAGCCACAUGGAAGACUGAGCCUGUGCACUCCACCCAGGCUGGCAGUCGGCCAGGGAAUGUGAGGAAAAACCACCACAAAGAUGUGCUUCCAAGUAAGUCAGGGGCUUUCAGGAGUAGAUGGGGCUCUGCACCCACCCCUCACGGCAGCACAGUCCAGUCCACCCCAGUUUGCUCCCAGAGCACUCCCUCCCAGGUCCUUGCCAAUCCUUGCAGUGGCUGCCUUUCUUUCUUUUGUUCUUUUAAGUUUAUUUAUUUAUUUAUUUAUUUUGAGAGAGACAGUGUGAGCAGGGGAGGGGCAGAGAGAGAGAGAGAGGGAGAGAGAGAAAAUCCCAAGCAGGCUCCAUGCUGCCACCUGUGGGAGCCCCACUCCAGGCUCCACUGGAAUUCACCAACUCUGAGACCAUGACCUGAGCUGAAACCAAGAGCGGGAGGCAUAAUGAACUGAAUCACCCAGGCACCCCCGUGGCUGCCUUUCUCCUGAGCAGCUCAUGAGUGUACCUAGGUGGGCCUCUGCUGCGUGUGCAGCAUCCCUGCUGGCUUUCAUCCAGGAGGCUGUCAGGGGCUUGGUGCCUUUUCUCAUCUCUCCCACUGACAGAUGAUCAGGCACCAGUGGUCCUGUCCCUGCUCCAGGAGGAGGGACACGGCCACUGCAUCAAUGGCAACUUCAUCCAAGUCAGGCUGGUAGUCAGGGACAGGGUGGACAUGGUGGGGGUGACAACAGAAUCUGGGUGGUGAACUUAGCCUUUAUCAGGGAGCAGACGGAAGCCAGGCCUAUAUUACCACACAGGGACCCCUGCCUCACACCUUGCUAGACUUCUGGCACCUGGUCUGGGAGUUUGGGUUCAAGGUUAGCUUUGGGGGGGGCGGGGGGAGCUAACAUUCUGAGUCCUCCCUUGGCCUUGCUUUUCCUGUCCCCAAAUCAUUCCUCUCUCCCCUUAUCUUUUGUGUCUCCGUGAUCCUGAAGGCAUGUCGAGAAAUGGAGAAUGGGCAGAAAAAGUGUGAGCAUUACUGGGACCAAGAACAGGAACCACUACAGAUUGGACUAUUCUGCAUCGUGCUGGAAUGCCGAUCUGUGUACCAGCUGUAAUAUAUGUCCUGGCCAGACAGAGGAGUCACUAGCAAUCCUGAACAUGUGCUCACCAUGGCGGAGGAAGCCCAUCACCUCCAGGGAUAUGGCCCCAGGCCCGUCUGUGUCCACUGCAGUGCAGGUUGUGGGUGAACAGGUGUCCCGUGCACUGUGGAUUAAACAGGUGCUCUUGACCCAGCCCCUUCAGCGUGGUCCUGGAGAUGAGAAAGCAGCGGCCUGUAGCUGUGCAGACAAAGGAGCAUCUCGGCGCCCGGGUCCCCGGCUCCCGCUAUGGCCGACACGGACACGUACGCGGUGGUGCAGAAGCGCAGGGCGCCCCCGGGGCCCGAGGCGGGGGCGCCGGGGCGCGGCGCGGAGGAGGCGCCGCUCUACAGCCAGGUGCUGCCGCGCGCCCGGCGGCCGCAGGCGCGCGCAGAGGAGGCGCAGGGGGCGCCGCCCGGGCGCGUUCUGGCUGACCAAAGCCCCGCUGGGCCUGACGCCUACGAGGACGUGGUGGAUGGAGCUCAGACCAGUGGGCUAGGGACAGCUGCCCUCUGUCACCGCAGUGGGGCCCUCUGCUACCUCCUGUGCCUCAUUGCCUGCCUGCCAGGCCAGGACUCCAUGGCUGGGAGCUGCCUGCAGUGCUCCAAGGACUUUCACUACCAUGGUGGCAGGACAGCUCAGCAGCCGUGCCUCACCAGAAUCUGCAGCCGGCUCCCAAGACUCAGAGAAAGCAAAGACUACCAGUGUUACCUGCCCAGGCAAGAGCCAAAAGCAAAGCACACUGCCCAUGUCUUCUGCCCUCUGGGCUACUUCUUCAUAGACAGAGUCCUUAGCUGCCAGCCUCGCCCCACAGGGCACUGGCCAAAGGACAGCAGUGGAAGAGGAAUGGAGGGAGAGCCCCUGCACCUGCGGGCAGAAGGCCACUUCUGCCCAGAUGGUGCCAUCACCAUGCCAUGCCUGGCCAGGACCUUUGAAAGCAGGAGGGAGACACCCCACCCCAACACCAGCUUCUGCUUAGCAGUUCUCAGCCAGUGUCUGCAGUGCCCAGCGGGAUACUUCUGCCCCAACCAAGCCACCCAACCCAUCCCAUGCCAGCCAGGCACAUUUAGCCCGAAUCCAGGCCAGGAUGAAACCACAGACUGUGUUCCAUGCCCAGCAGGCAAGGCCUGUACCCAGGCUGGGCUGACUCAGCCAGAUGCAGAGUGCACACCGGGGUAUGUGUGCCCUGUGGGCUCUUCCAGCCCCAAUGCUCCCACCCAUGCCUGCCCACCCGGGACAUUUAGCAGCCGCAACAACCUCUCCGACCUGUCACAGUGUGAGGUCUGCCCCUCGGGAGUAGCCUGUCCUAGGGGAACUGGAAGUCCAAACUGGCCCCCUAUCCCCUGUCCAGCUGGCCAUUAUUGCCCUCUGGGCACCAAACGGCCGACCCAGUUCCAGUGUCCCCCAGGCACCUGGAGUAACCAGACUGGACUAACAGCAGUCGAGGAGUGUGUACCUUGUCCCAGGGGCUGGUUCUGUGUCACUGGAGCCCAGCUUCCCUCAGGGACAUGCAAAGCUGGGCAUUACUGCCCACAAGGUACAAUGUGGAGCACCCAGUUCCCUUGCCCAGCAGGCACCUACAGCUCUCAAGCAGGCAACAGCCAGAUGGAAGACUGUCUGCCAUGUCCCCCAGGGGCCUUCUGCCCCAGUGGUGCCCCCAAGCCCGUGCUCUGCCCACGGGGAACCUCCCACCAGAGUCUGGGUGCAAGGCUGGCUGUGGCCUGUGUGCUUUGCCCUGCAGGUCACCACUGCCCUGAGCCAGGCACUGCUACUCCACAGCCCUGUGGUGCUGGAAGCUUCUCUGGUCCAGGCCAUCUCUGGUGCCAAAAGUGCUCAGGAGGAAAGCUCUGCAAUCAGACAAAACUGGCCCGCCCUAUAGCAUGUCCACCUGGGCACUACUGCCCAGCCCCAGGCCUGCUGACCAUCCCUUGUCCCAUGGGCACUUUCCGAGAGGCCCCUGGGGCAGCACGUGUGGAAGACUGCCAACUGUGCCGCCCUGGGGCCUUCUGUGGCAGAACAGGCCUGACUGAGCCCCAGGGGCUAUGCAGUCCUGGGCACCACUGUGGGCCUGGUUCCAACACCUCCUCUCCGGAGGGACUCCCCUUUGGUGACCUCUGCCCUGCUGGCCACUUCUGCCCUGCUGGCACCAAGGAUGCCAGGCAGAGGCCCUGCCCAGUUGGCACCUGGAAUGCAGAGAGGGGGGCACAGGAUGUGAGCUGGUGCCUGCCCUGCCCACCUGGGUUUUUCUGUGCUGCAGCAGGCCAGGCUGCCCCCAGGGGCCCGUGUGCACCAGGAUAUUACUGCCCAGGAGGGGCGUGGACCCCGACACCUCUCAGUGGCCCAUGGGGAGAUGGUGGCUCUGUGGGCCACAUCUGCCCUGAAAGCUCACAGGUGGCCACAUCCCAGACAGAUGGGCAUCACAGCAAUGGCUCAGGCCAAGAGAGCCACCAGGAGAGGACCUGCCCUCCCAGUCAUUACUGUCCCCAGGGCACUGGCCACAUCCCCUUUCCUUGCCCUCAGGACAUGUCCAGUCCAUGGGAGGGCCAAAGCCCAGCCCAGAGCUGUUGGCUAUGUUUUGCAGGAGCUGAAGUCACCCAACCUGACGGAGGCAUCCAUGACAUGGCAGGGGGCCCCUGCCCUCCAGGCCACUUCUGUCCAGUGGGCACAGCAGUGCCCCUGCCUUGCCCUGUGGGUACCUUCUCAGAUCGGAUGUUUCUCACCAUGGCAUCGGAGUGCCUGUCCUGCCCCUUUGGCCAUUUCUGUGGUGCAUCUGGCCUCACUGCCCCCUCUGGACCAUGUUCACCUGGCUACUUCUGUAUGGAAGGAGUCUCCUCCCCAACCCCAGCAGGCCACGCAGAGCAUGGGGGGCCCUGUCCCCAAGGCCACUUCUGCCCCAGUGGGACCAGCCUUCCCCAUCCUUGCCCUGCUGGCUCCUACAGCAACCUGACUGGCCAAGCAUCCUGCUUCCCCUGCCCUGCUGGCUAUUACUGCCCUGAGAACAUCACCACUUACAGCGGGCACCCCUGCCCCACUGGCUUCUACUGCCCCAGAGGCACCAAAUAUGCCACCCAGUUCCCCUGCCCUCGGGGCUACUACAACCCAGACCCAAUGACCCAGAGCCUGGACAGCUGCCUGCCUUGUCCCCCAGGCCACUACUGUGGGCAGGAGAAUCUGACCCAGGCCUCUGGACCAUGUGAUGCAGGCUGGUUCUGCGUCUCAGCAGCCUGGACCGCCCGCCCCUUUGACCUGGACAACUACACCAGCACCAAUUGCCUGUGUCCAGCCACGGCUACAGGGGGGAAGUGUCCAGCUGGAUCCUUCUGCCCUGAGGGCAGCUCAGAACCCAUGCCCUGCCCACCAGGCUCUUUCUGCGCCACCUCUGGCCUGUCCACACCCAGUGGGCCCUGCCAGGCUGGCUACUUCUGUGCCAAAGGAGCAGUGUCCCCAGCUCCAGAGGAUGGGCUGACAGGGGCCCCCUGUCCCCCAGGAACCUUCUGCCCUGCAGCAUCACACAGGCCAACACUGUGUCCCGCUGGCACCUUCUCCGGCCUCGCAGAGCAGACCAUGCCCUCUGCAUGCCAGACCUGUCCACGAAGCUUCUACUGCAAGGAGGCUGGUCUACAGGCCCCCAGUGGGCCUUGCCCAGCAGGUUAUUACUGCGACUCUAGUGCUGGGCCCAUCAAGGACUUCAGCCUAUAUCCUUGUCCUCAAGGCUAUUACUGCCCCCUGGGCACAGCCAUGGCCACACACCACAGGUGCCCAGUAGGUACAUAUGGCCCUCGGAGAGGGCUAAGGAGCAUCACUGAAUGCCAGCUGUGCCCUGCUGGGAAAUUCUGUGCACUGGCAGGGCUCGCGGCACCAACAGGAGACUGUGCUGCAGGGCACUGGUGCAAGGGAGGAGCCACUAGCAAGGACCCCAUGGAUGGGGCACGGGGACUCCUCUGCCCUGCUGGGCACUACUGCCUUGAGGGAGCUCCUGUCCCCACUCAAUGCCCACCUGGUACCUGGUCUGAGGAAGGGAACAAAACCCCAGAAGGAUGUCAAGAUUGCUCUGGAGGGAGACUCUGCUCUAGCGGCCACCUGACAAUCUGGCCAGCACCUUGCCACCUAGGUGUUUCCUGCACUGGAGGAACUGCCCCUGCCACCCCCAUGGAGGGCCUCUCUGGGAGAUCCUGCCCCCCUGGGCACGUCUGUCCUCUGGGAAUGGUUGACCCCACUUCGUGUCCUCCUGGCUCCUACACCCCUGGCACCCACACAACAAAAUGUUACAUCUGUCCCAGUGGCCACUACUGUGUUCCAGGGCUGAGGCCUCAGCUGUGUCCAAGAGGUUUCUACUGCCCUGAAGGGACAGGGCUUGACUGGCAGCCCUGCCCUCCAGGCACCUAUGGCCCUGUGCAGGGACUGAGCAGCCUGCCAGAAUGUCAAGCCUGUGAUAGGGGCAGGUUCUGCCCAAGUGCCAAUGCUACAGAGGCUGGUGGACAGUGCUGGGAAGGCUUCUUCUGCUCCAGAGGGUCCACCCGGCCCAACCCAGAGGCCGACACGGAAGAAGAGGCUGGCCCAUGUCCUCAGGGACACUACUGCCCCAGGGGUUCAGCCAUACCCCAGCCCUGCCCACCUGGCACCUUCAGCACACGGAUCAAGCUCAGCUCAGAGGCUGCCUGCUCCCCGUGCCCGCCUGGCCACUACUGCGGCUCUGCAGGCCUCACCAGCCCUUCUGGGCCCUGCAGCACAGGCUUCUUCUGCCGCCAUGGAGCCAUCGUACCCAAUGGCUCCCUGGAAGACGGGACCGGUGGCCCUUGCCCUGCAGGGCACUUUUGCCCCCCAGGCACUGUUACCCCGAGGCCAUGCCCAGCAGGCACCUACAACAGCCUGGCCUCGCAGGGCCACUGUGAGUCUUGUCCUGAGGGUUUCUUCUGCCCGGCAAACACCUCCUCGGUGGUGGGAAACAAGUGUCCAGCUGGCCAUUACUGCCCUGCUUCCACAUCCUUUGCUUCUCAAUUCCCCUGCCCCAGAGGCACCUACAAGCCACAGAGAGGGGGUGCCCAGCAGUCAGACUGCACACCCUGUGAACCAGGUUCCUACUGCCUCCUACCUGGGCUAGUGGCUGUGUCUGGGCCUUGUAGUGCAGGGUUCCACUGUACUCAGGCAGCGGCUGUCCCAAAUCCCACUGAUGGGAUCACAGGAGACCUCUGUCCAUCGGGCCACUUUUGUCCCAAGGGUAGCCCCAAGCCCACUCCAUGCCCCCCAGGCUCUCUCCUGCCCAUCCCUGGGGCCAUGUCACGGGAGGACUGCCAGCCGUGCCCAGCUGGCUGGUUCUGCUCCAGAGCCGGCCUGAGCUUCCCAGAGGCCCCAUGCGAAGGAGGCUGGUUCUGCCCCAGGGCCUCUGUCUCUGGGCAUAGUCCAGGCACUCUCUGCCCCACUGGGCACUCAUGCCCCCCAGGCAGCCUGGAGCCCCAGCUCUGCCCCCCAGGGCAGUAUCAGGAUGAACCUGGACAGAGUCUCUGCAAGACAUGCCCUGCUGGAAAGUUCUGUUCCUUUGGGAUUCAGAGGCCAGGCGCCAGGCCUAUUUGGCCAAUGGACUGUCCUGCUGGCUACUAUUGCCCUUUGGGUACCUGGACCCCCACCCAGCACCCAUGUCCAAGGGGAACCUUCCGAGAGUGGCCUGGUGCACGCAGUGCUACGGAUUGUAGACCUUGUCCUGCAGGACAAUUCUGUUCAGAUUCAGGAUCCGGGAAACCCUUCCCAGAUGGGCCAUGCUCAGCAGGUUAUUACUGUCCUCCUGGCCAGACCUCAGCCACCCCUACAUCUUUCCGGUGUCCCCGUGGCUUCUACUGUCCAGAGGGAUCUCCCCAGCCAAGGGCCUGUGAGAAUGGAACAUUCCAGCCCCAGGAGGCCAAGGGGUCUUGUGAGCCCUGCCCUGCAGGAUUCUACUGUGAAGCAUCAGGCACAGGUCUCACAGCCGGUGGCCCCAGCCUGUGCCUCCAGGGCUACUUCUGUCCCCCUGGCUCCCACUCAGCCACUGCCCACCCAUGCCCUCGGGGGACAUUCGGGCCCAGGCGAGGGGCCAGUGCAGAACUGGACUGUGAGCUGUGCCCAGCAGGGAUGUUCUGCUCAUCAGAAGGGCUGUCCCAGCCAUCAGGGCUCUGCCACUCAGCCCACUACUGCACAGGAGGUGCGGUGUCUCCCACCCCCCUCAAACACAAGGUGGAGGCCCCAGGACUUUCUGGGAAUGAUAUCUGCCCUCCCGGCUUCUUCUGCCCCAGAGGAACAGGCUCCCCAAUGCCAUGCCUGCCUGGGUCUUACUCCUCUGCCCCAGGCCUGGCCAGCGAGGACCAGUGCCAGCCGUGUCCUCCAGGGCACUACUGCAGCAACCCUGGGCUCUCCCAUGUCCCAGAGGCAGAACUCUGCGAUGCAGGGUAUAUCUGCCUGGGAGGCAGUGCUGUGCCCUCACCUUCUGAUGGAACCCACGGAUACAGAUGUCCUCCUGGCUUCCACUGUCCCUCAGGGGCUCACAGCGAGCAGCCCUGUGAACCUGGCACCUUCAGCCCAUUGCCUGGGGCUGACACCUGCCUGCCUUGCCCAGGAGGCACCUACUGCCAAAAUGUUGCUACCGUGGAGCCCACCACCUGCCCCAAAGGUCACUAUUGCCCAGGAGGGACACCCUCUGCUCUUCCCUGCCCGGAGGGAACCCUGAACCUACGGGAAGGUGCUCUCUCCCCCAGGGCCUGUCAGCCCUGUCCUGCAGGAAGAUACUGCCCUGGUGAGGGCAACGGGCAGACUGAGGGACCCUGCUCAGCUGGUUACUACUGUGAGGGGGGAGCUUCCAGCCCCACUCCCCAGAGAAACUCUGCCUUCCCCCUCAAUGGACCCUGUCCCCGAGGCCACUACUGCCCCCAGGGGACUCUGUACCCUGUGCCCUGCCCGAUGGGGACAACAAGGAGAAGCCCAGGUGGCACCUCCGAGGGGAGCUGCAGGCCCUGCCCAGCUGGCUCCUUCUGCCCUGGCCUGGGCCUUAGCUCUCCUAUCAGCUCCUGUGUGGCUGGCUCUGAAUGCCCCUGGGACCUCAGGACCUCCAUCCCCAUGGCCGUCCUCUGUCCUCAGGGUCACUUCUGCCAACCAGGGUCUGCUUGGCCUGUCCUGUGCCACCAAGGGGAGUACCAGCCAUCCCUAGGUUCAGACUCCUGCCUCCUGUGCCCACCUGGCUUUCACUGCCCGCAUCCCGGCACCAGAAUGCCCAGGCUCUGCCCAGCACAUGCCUACUGCCCAGCCGGAACAUGGUCCCCUCUUCCAUGUCCUCCAGGGACCUUCACUCCCCAAGAUGCAUCAGGCCUCCGGGAAGAGGGUGACUGCUCCGUCUGUCCCCCCGGUAACUACUGCAGAGGUGGACAGGUGUGGGGGAAAUGUCCUGCUGGUUAUUACUGCCCCCCUGGGGCCUCCGAACUGAUAACACAAGGUCCCAGGGAGUCUCAGACCUCGUGUCCCCAAGGACAGCUGUGUGCCAAGCAGUGCCCACCAGGUUUUUACUGCCCAGAGGGCAGUGGAGAACCCACCUUGUGUCCACCUCACACCAUGGCGGCUGCCUCCGGAGCCAAGCAGCGAGAGGAAUGUGGGCCUUGCCCUGCUGGGCGCUGGUGCAAAGCUGGGGACCCGGCCACCCACCCCUGCCCUGCCGGCCACUACUGCCCUGGAGGGAGUGAGACCAGCCCAGGAACCCCUCAGGCCUGCCCUGAACACACCUAUCUGCCUGCGGAAGGAGGCCAGAGUCUGGCAGAGUGCCUCCCCUGCCCUCCUGGAUACCUCUGUGUAUCCCCAGGUCUCUCCUCCCUUGAAAGCCGCCUUUGUCCUCCAGGCUACUGGUGUCCAGGUGAUCAGGGUGCCUUUCUCUGCCCACCUGGCACCUUUCGGACAAAACCAGGGGCAUCAUCAAAAGAAGACUGUGAGCUCUGUCCCCCUGGCCACUACUGCCCCCAGGCUGAGCUGAGGGAUCAUGCAAAUGUGUUUGUGAUCCCCUGCAGAGCUGGAUUUGAAUGCCCUGCAGGUGCUGUGGCUGAGGUCACUUGUAGAGCUGGCUCUUACUGCGAGACCCAGACAGGGAUCCCCCCACUUUGUCCUGGUGGCUAUGCCUGCCCUGCUGGCUCCUCCACCUACACUGGCCCAGGGCAGCUCUGUUUGUUUCCCUAUUACUGUCCCCUGGGCAGUGCCCAUCCACGCGAGUGCCCUGGGGGCUCCGAGGCACUGAACAGGAGUGGCCUCAGGGUCUCAGAGGAGACUUGCUGCCACCUCUGUGAAGCAGGCACCUACCGCAGCCUGGCUCUGGAUGCCCAAGCCUGCCAGCCUUGCCCCCCUGGAUUCAGCUGCCACCAGGGAACAGAGAGUUACCACAGCCAGCCCUGCCCAGUGGGGCAUUACUGUCCAGCCAAGACUCACAGCCCCAGGCCCUGCCCCUCAGGAACCUUUGGAAACAGCAGCCAGGCAGGGGCAGUUGGAGAGUGCCUGCCAUGCCCCGCAGGCACCUUCAGUGCCCAUCCUGGCCAGGCCGGCUGCCUCCCCUGUGGGAGCUCUUCUUUCUCUCCACCUGGUGCCUCCCACUGCACGUGUCGGGGCCUUAACAGGGUCUUCCAGAAGUCAGAUGGUUCCUGCAUCUGCCAGGCAGGACAUGAGUCCUACAGCAGGAGGGGCCUGGAAAGUGAGGAGAACGACAGCGAUGAGGACUGUCAGCCCCAGGGGGUUCCAGAGCCAGGACUCUUCUCCCACAUCCUCCUUCAGGUCGCUGAGCGCUGCUCAGCUGGAGAAGUACGUCUGGCUGCCACCCGCAAGUGUGUGUCCCCCCAGCUGCACAACUGCUCCUCUUUCUGCCACCCAGUGGAUGGGAAGCUCAGCACUGAACUGGGAAUCUGCCAGUGCCAGGAAUAUGUAUCAGCAGAAGAGCUCUGUGAUGCCCAGUGUCUGGCUAAGGCCCCCCAACUCUCCCUGGCCUGGGGUUCCAGCAGGGAGCUGAUCCUCAGCGUGAAGGGCGAGGCUGGAGACCAUGACCAGAGGGAAGUAUCAAGCACUCUGGGCCCAGACCAGUUCUUCCAAGAGAAUGCCAGGGUCCAUCUGGUCCAAUGUGGUCCCCGUGGCAUCUUUGGCUUUGUCAUCUCCAGAGUGGACAUGCUUGACUCUUUCCUUCUUGAACCACCUGCACCCAGCCCCUGGCUACAAAGGUAUCAUCGGACUACAGGCCUGGAGUACUCAGUCCCUCAGGACCCUGGCAUCCAUCUCCAUAUUCCAAACCCAGUGGUCUGCCUGGAAGAAGGGGACGUGAUUCUUUUCCAGCUUCACAUUCUUCCUCACAAUCGCUCAGCCAGUCACUACCCUGUGUACCAGAUGCAGCAUUUGUUCAACAGCAACCCCAACUGGGACUUUGGGGCCUUCAGGAGACUCAGCCACCUCGUGCGAGAGACUCACCUCAACUUUUCAAGGUUUGCCCACCAGUUCCUAGAUCCAGGCACAUAUGUGUUUCGAGACAACAGACUGCCUGAGAGCAUCAUUGUGGUGCUGGUGAAGAAGAAAGGAGUGGCCUGCGAUCCCGGCCUAUCCCCUGUGCAGCCCUCCUCCCCGUAUCAGCUUGUCAGGCAUGGGGUCCUCAGGCACGAGCUGCUAAACCUGGGCCCAGACUGGACAGUGAUCACAGGAGUGCUGCUGGCUGUUGGCUUGGCAACUGUGCUGCUGACAGGCCUCGGCCUUGUGUUGAGGCCCUCCCUGGCUCAGGCCUGCCCUGUAAGGGCUUGGAGGCCCCAGUGGAGGGGCCUUGGGGAGUCUCAUGUGUCUGCUGAGUAUGUGCCGCUCAGGGACAGCCUUCUGUCCUAUGAAGAACUCAGUCCAUGGGGCUCUAGGGAAGGAGCUGAUUCCAAGGAGAAAGUCAUUACCUGGAGUACAGGAGAACCACUCCCCUUGAAGACCCUGGAGGACUUCAGUGUCCGCACUCUCUAUGACAAGCUCGAGGACCAGAGCCUACACGUGGCCGCCCAGCUGAGCAAACACAGGAGCGAGGCACUGGCCUUCUAUAGGGGUGCCAGCCAGCAGCUCCAGGGGCUCAAGGACUUUCUCCAACACCUCAGCACAACUGAGUGGCAAGCUCUGGACAAGGGUGGAGACCCAGAGAUGGAGGCCACAGCUGCCACCAGGACAGACACUGAGCAGAGUGUGGAAUCAUGGGGCCACCACACUGCAAGUCUACCUAGGGAGCCCUGGCAGCAUCCUCUAGGCCGCACCCCCAGUGUCACACCCCUGGGCUUUCAGCUGGAACUUGACAGAGUGAUUGUGGCACUGGCAUCAGCACUUUCUCACGCACACAGGCAACCAGCUGGGGCCAACAGAAAGGCCUCUGUUCAGGUUGGUGAACAGCCUCUUCGUACCUACCAACAAAACCCUCAACUGGCAAGUAACAUGUCCCUGCAGCCACAGCCUCCACCACUGGAUGAGGAGAACCAAAGUACAAGCUCUCAGCAGGACCUGGGACCUGGACAGCUUCCCCAGUGUGCUGCCAAAGGAGGAGGCACCGAGAGCCCAGGCUCUAGGUUGUGGAUCAUCGGGGCUGGACACAGGCAUGGAGCCUUUCCUGAGAUGCAGAGGAAGAUAUGGCAGGUGGAAAACACUUUGGAUGAACUGAAUGAGGAGUUCUUCCAGCUCACUGCUCAAGCCCUAGAACUUCAGAAGGAAAAGGACAAACCAGGUCAACUUCCCCCAAGUGAAGGCAAUACAUUUGUGGAGGUUCCCAGCAUCUUCCCUUAUGUGUGGCAAGAAGACAGACCCUACCCACCAGAGAGCCUGGACCUUGGCUUGUGCUGAUUUCUGUCUGCUAUCCUUUGGAGUGAGGGAAAAUAAAGUCAUACAAGUCAAGAAAAUUGACAUGUGUUCCCA
Molecule: messenger RNA, 14175 nt
Organism: Felis catus (domestic cat)
Lineage: Eukaryota; Metazoa; Chordata; Mammalia; Carnivora; Felidae
Product: SCO-spondin
Exons: 76
Coding region: 3523-14103 (3526 amino acids)
Source: RefSeq, a predicted model, not a curated record